Molecule: messenger RNA, 660 nt
Organism: Dama dama (fallow deer)
Lineage: Eukaryota; Metazoa; Chordata; Mammalia; Artiodactyla; Cervidae
Product: keratin-associated protein 10-8-like
Exons: 1
Coding region: 1-660 (219 amino acids)
Cellular component (GO): keratin filament
Source: RefSeq, a predicted model, not a curated record
AUGGCCGCCUCCACCCUGUCUGUCUGCUCCAACGACCUGAGCUACAACUGUCCAGAGAGCUACUGCGAGCCCCCCUGCUGUGCCCCCAGCUGCUGCGCCCCGGCCCCCCGCCUGACCCUCCUCUGUGCCCCAGUGAGCUGCGAGUCCAGCCCCUGCUGCCAGCCCUCCUGCUGCACCUCCUCCCCCUGCCAGCAAGACUGCUGUGAGCCCGUCUGCUGCAGGCCCGUCUGCUGUGAGCCCGUCUGCUGCAGGCCGGUCUGCUGUGAGCCCAUCUGCUGCAGGCCCGUCUGCAGCAGGCCCGUCUGCUGCGAGCCCGUCUGCUGCAGGCCUGUCUGUUGCACGCCUGUCUGUUGCACGCCUGUCUGCAGCAGGCCCGUCUGUUGCACGCCUGUCUGCUGCAGGCCCGUGUGCUGUGAGUCCUCCCCCUGCUCAGCCUCCUUGUGCUGCCAGCCCAAUCCCUGCUCCUCGGUCAGUUGCAGACCCUCCUCCUCUGUGUCCCUUCUCUGCCGUCCUGUGUGCCGCCCCGCCUGCUGCGUGCCCGCCUCCUCCUGCCAGCCCAGCUGCUGCCGCCCGGCCUCCUGCGUGGCCCUGCUCUGCCGGCCCGCAUGCUCCCGCCCUGCUUGCUGCAUCCCAACCUUGGCCCCGGAGCCCUGUUGCUGA